This is a messenger RNA of Erigeron canadensis, 2663 nucleotides long. RefSeq names its product transketolase, chloroplastic. NCBI's taxonomy places the organism in Eukaryota, Viridiplantae, Streptophyta, Magnoliopsida, Asterales, Asteraceae. Gene Ontology annotation, biological process: pentose-phosphate shunt. The record is from RefSeq and is a predicted model, not a curated record. Gene Ontology annotation, cellular component: cytosol. The transcript has 7 exons. Gene Ontology annotation, molecular function: transketolase activity. The coding region runs from base 73 to 2328 and encodes 751 amino acids.
UUUCAUUUCUCUCUAUAAUAACAAGAAUCUCCCAAACCAUAGUUUCUCCCUCAAAAUUAAAAAAACAGAGCCAUGGCUUCUUCUACUUCCCUCACUCUGUCUCAAGCCGCCUUAGUCCGCCGCCAUGGCUCCACCACCACCGCCGCUGCAACCCAGCAACCAACUUCCAUUUCAACUCUAUCUAUGCCCACUUUCUCCGGCCUAAAGUCUUCCACCACAUCAUCCUCACGCGCCGCUACACGUUCACAAAUACCAUCCACUCGUGGUCGCGUGGUACCCACGCGCCUCCGUGUGAUCACCAACGCCGCCGUGGAAACGAUAGAGAAGACCGAAACUGCUUUGGUUGACAAGUCAGUGAACACUAUCAGGUUCUUGGCUAUUGAUGCUGUUGAAAAAGCUAAUUCGGGUCAUCCGGGUCUGCCCAUGGGCUGUGCACCAAUGGGUCAUAUCUUGUAUGAUGAGGUUAUGAGAUAUAACCCGAAAAACCCAUAUUGGUUUAACAGAGAUCGCUUUGUUUUGUCCGCCGGACAUGGGUGUAUGUUACAGUAUGCUCUGCUUCAUCUUGCUGGUUAUGAUUCUGUCCUUGAAGAGGACUUGAAGCAAUUUCGUCAAUGGGGAAGCAAAACUCCUGGCCAUCCUGAGAACUUCGAAACUCCUGGGAUCGAAGUCACCACUGGUCCUCUUGGUCAAGGAAUUGCCAAUGCUGUUGGUCUUGCUGUUGCUGAGAAGCAUUUAGCUGCACGUUAUAACAAACCUGAUGCUGAGAUUGUUGACCACUACACAUACUGUAUUCUUGGUGAUGGUUGUCAAAUGGAAGGGAUUGCAAAUGAAGCUUGUUCACUUGCUGGCCAUUGGGGACUCGGAAAGUUGAUUGCUUUCUAUGAUGACAACCACAUCUCUAUUGAUGGUGACACUGAGAUCGCAUUCACCGAGAAUGUUGACAAACGUUUUGAGGCUCUUGGGUGGCAUAUCAUAUGGGUGAAGAACGGUAACACCGGUUAUGAUGAGAUCCGUGCUGCCAUCAAAGAAGCUAAAUCUGUGACUGAUAAGCCUACUUUGAUUAAGGUGACAACAACAAUCGGUUUUGGAUCACCAAACAAGGCUAACUCAUACAGUGUCCAUGGAGCAGCUUUGGGAGCAAAAGAAGUAGAUGCAACCAGACAAAACCUUGGAUGGCCUUAUGAGCCAUUCCAUGUUCCAGAGGAUGUAAAGAAGCACUGGAGCCGCCAUACCCCCGAGGGUGCAGCUCUUGAAGCCGAAUGGAAUGCUAAAUUCGCAGAGUAUGAGAAGAAGUAUGCGGCAGAAGCUGCGGAGUUGAAGUCUAUUGCUGAUGGUGUAUUACCCGCUGGAUGGGAGAAGGCUCUUCCUACAUACACCCCAGAAACUCCUGGUGAUGCCACAAGAAAUCUUUCACAGACAAUGCUUAACGCAUUGGCACCGGUUCUCCCCGGUCUUGUUGGUGGAAGUGCUGAUCUUGCUUCAUCAAACAUGACCCUAAUGAAAAUGUUCGGUGAUUUCCAAAAAGCCACCCCUGAAGAACGCAACAUCCGGUUUGGUGUCCGUGAACACGGUAUGGGAGCCAUAUGCAACGGGAUUGCGCUUCACAGCCCCGGGUUCGUCCCUUACUGUGCAACAUUCUUUGUCUUCACUGAUUACAUGAGAGGUGCAAUGAGAAUCUCGGCUUUAUCGGAAGCUGGAGUCAUCUAUGUCAUGACCCAUGACUCCAUUGGUCUAGGAGAAGAUGGGCCAACCCAUCAACCUAUUGAACAUUUAGCUAGUUUCCGAGCCAUGCCCAAUAUCUUAAUGUUCCGUCCAGCUGAUGGAAAUGAGACAGCCGGAGCUUACAAGGUUGCAGUUGAAAGCAGAAAACGACCCUCAAUUCUUGCUCUUUCUAGGCAAAAACUUCCCAACCUGGCUGGAACUUCAAUUGAAGGAACCGCAAAAGGUGGGUACACGAUAUCUGACAACUCAACAGGUAACAAGCCCGAUGUUAUCUUGGUUGGUACCGGUUCCGAGCUUGAAAUUGCAGCUAAAGCUGCUGAUGAACUCAGAAAGGAAGGGAAAACAGUUCGUGUCGUGUCCUUUGUUUCAUGGGAGCUUUUUGAUGAACAAUCUGAUGAAUACAAGGAAAGUGUACUUCCAUCAGCUGUAACAGCCCGUGUUAGCAUUGAAGCUGGAUCGACUUUUGGAUGGGGAAAAAUUGUCGGAAGCAAAGGCAAGGCCAUCGGGAUUGACAAAUGGGGUUCCAGUGCACCAGCAGGAAAGAUUUACAAAGAGUACGGUAUAACUGCUGAAGCUGUGAUUGCAGCAGCUAAAGAAGUUCUUUAGAUUGGUGUAAACCCGACAUCUUUUUCUGGGCUAAGGGAACUUACAAAAGCACAACUGUUAGUUUUCGGUGUCUUGUUUCAUAAUGCUCGGAUAAACAAUAAAGGUCGGUUUUUUAGUCUUUGAUGCUUUUCAUCGGAACACCUUACCUGCAAAUUAGACGAAGAUAAGAAGAGACUGUUUACAUGUUGAAGGAUUAAAUCUCACGAAUUUGUACCAAAAUUGAAACAUAUUUUUCUCCCAAGUUUUGUGAUUCUAUAUGUUUGAUUAUCAUUGAGGUGUUCUUUUGAGUAAUGUACAAUUUUUAAACCGCAUAAUUACAAGUUAUCUUUACAUAA